CUACCCCUUCCGCCUCUGUUUACUAAAAAGUUUAACAGAAGGGAUUAAGAAGAGGGAGUUGUUGCAAGCGUUUGUUGUGCGCAUGCGCAGCUUCUGCUCUCGGUCUCCUUUUGACGCCGAGGGGCAGUGAGAGUCCAUCAGAAGUUUCCCGCCGGCGCGGAACAUGCGCGCCACUUCCGGCCGGGCUCCUAACAACGGGGGAGGCUGGUAACCAGGGAGGGGGGGAUGGCGGAGCGGGCGCCGGAGCCCGAGGCGGAGGCGGAGGCUGAGGCGGGAGCAGGCGGGGAGGCGGCCGCCGAGGAGGGCGCGGCGGGCCGCAAGGCACGGGGCCGGCCGCGGCUCACGGAAUCGGACCGGGCCCGGCGGCGGCUCGAGUCCCGGAAGAAGUACGACGUGAGGCGCGUGUACCUGGGCGAGGCGCACGGGCCCUGGGUGGACCUGCGGCGCCGCAGCGGCUGGAGCGACGCCAAGCUCGCCGCCUACCUCAUCUCGCUGGAGCGCGGCCAGCGUAGCGGCCGCCACGGGAAGCCUUGGGAGCAAGUCCCCAAAAAGCCAAAGCGGAAGAAAAGGCGGCGACGCAAUGUGAACUGCCUGAAGAACGUGGUGAUCUGGUACGAGGACCACAAGCACCGCUGCCCCUAUGAGCCACACCUGGCUGAGCUGGACCCCACCUUCGGCUUGUAUACCACGGCUGUGUGGCAGUGUGAAGCCGGGCACCGCUACUUCCAAGACCUGCACUCCCCGCUGAAGCCGCUCAGCGACUCGGACCCCGAGAGUGACAAAGUGGGCAAUGGCCUGGUGGCCGGCAGCUCCGACUCGUCCAGUUCUGGCUCUGGCUCUGACUCCGAGGAGCCCCCAGAGGGCCAGCCAACCAAGGCGACAGUGGCCACGGCAGCAGUCACGCCCACCAGCCCGGCAGGCAGCAGUGGGCUCAUCACACAGGAGGGCAUGCACAUCCCCUUCGACGUCCACCACGUGGAGAGCCUGGCCGAGCAGGGCACUCCGCUAUGCCCCAACCCCGCCAGCAGCGGGCCGGAGGCCCUGGAGACAGUGGUGUGCGUGCCCGUGCCCGUACAAGUGGGCCCGGGCCCCGGCACCCUCUUUGAGAACGUGCCCCAGGAGGCACUGGGUGAGGUGGUGGCCAGCUGUCCCAUGCCAGGCAUGGUGCCCGGGUCGCAGGUGAUCAUCAUCGCCGGCCCCGGCUAUGAUGCCCUCACAGCCGAGGGCAUCCACCUCAACGUGGCAGCCGGCAGCACUGCCCCCGGAGGGGGCCUGGGCGAUGAGGUGCCCUGUGCAAUGAUGGAGGGCGUGGCUGCCUACACACAGACAGAGCCGGAGGGUGGCCCACCCAGUACCAUGGACCCUGCUGCCAUGACAGGCAUUGAGACCAAGAAAGAGAAGGAGGACCUGUACGUGCUCAAGAAGGAGGAGAAGGAGGAGCUGGUGGCCCCUGAGAUGGCCGAGCUGGCUGCAACGGUGCCUGAGAGCACCGAGCCUGAGGCCGAGGCUGACGGGGAGGAGCUCGAGGGCAGCGACAUGUCCGCCAUCAUCUACGAGAUCCCCAAGGAGCCCGAGAAGAGGCGGCGGAGCAAGAGGUCACGGGUGAUGGACGCCGAUGGCCUGCUGGAGAUGUUCCACUGCCCCUACGAGGGCUGCAGCCAAGUCUACGUGGCCCUCAGCAGCUUCCAGAACCAUGUCAACCUUGUGCAUCGGAAAGGGAAGACCAAAGUGUGCCCUCAUCCUGGCUGCGGCAAGAAGUUCUAUUUAUCCAACCACCUGCGGCGGCACAUGAUCAUUCACUCAGGUGUCCGUGAAUUCACCUGCGAAACCUGCGGCAAGUCCUUUAAGAGGAAGAACCACCUGGAGGUACACCGGCGCACGCACACUGGCGAGACGCCUCUGCAGUGCGAGAUCUGUGGCUACCAGUGCCGACAGCGCGCAUCGCUCAACUGGCACAUGAAGAAGCACACGGCCGAGGUGCAGUACAACUUCACGUGCGAGCGCUGCGGGAAGCGCUUCGAGAAGCUGGACAGCGUCAAGUUCCACACGCUCAAAAGCCACCCGGACCACAAGCCCGCCUGAUCCGCCCCGACCACUGAACGCCCCUAUUUAUUCGUCCGAUUGGACACCAUGCCCGGGCCUGUCAGGGCCGGGACAUCCGCGGGGGGCCGCCCGGACCGCGGGCCGGAAGGAGGCGCCCCUGCUCUGCUCUAGGGCUGGGCCCCCGGGGCAGGUCCCCCACCCCCGCCCGAUUUCUGGAGCUGGCCCCUAGGGUUGCACUGCUGGAACUGUGUCAAGAGAGAAGGGCGAGAUUAAAGAGCAAGAAAGGAGA
Molecule: messenger RNA, 2332 nt
Organism: Odocoileus virginianus texanus
Lineage: Eukaryota; Metazoa; Chordata; Mammalia; Artiodactyla; Cervidae
Gene: ZNF653
Product: zinc finger protein 653
Biological process (GO): regulation of transcription by RNA polymerase II
Cellular component (GO): nucleus
Molecular function (GO): transcription coregulator activity
Source: RefSeq, a predicted model, not a curated record